AUGUCGUCGUCCUAUGCCUUAGAAAAUCACCACAGUCCCUCGUCAUCCUCCUACGACCCCGCAGCUCAAGACAUCGAUCCUACAUCACGCCCUCCAUCCAUACCCCCUUUACCUGCCUAUGCCUAUACUCCCUCGGUGAAACGGCCCAGAGUGUCGACUUCCUUCGAACAGAGCAACUCUAGCGCUAGGGUCAACGGCACUGGGAGGGACUCUCCCGAUCCUCACGACUUCUACAGGCACCAUCAGCAUCAAUUCGGGAAAGCUUUGAAUGAUGGACUGGGCCAGGGAGAUAUAAGAGUGGAACACCGUGACGGUAGCAUGGGCCACCAGCAGAGGUCUGGCCCUGUCUCGAGAGCCAAAGGGCAAAGCCUGCAUGCUGUACCGUCUCGCAUCAAUACCCACGACUAUCAUUCUUCUCCCACCUCCGACAGAUCUCCCUUGAGCGCCGCCAAGUCUAGCCCUACCCUAAACACUGCCCGAAAUCGGCAGACAUCGUUGAAGGACCUGGUGGACAAGUUCAACCAAACUCCUGACGAGACUUUGCCAUUACCAAGGAAGUCUAGCUCAAGAUCUCCGUCUGCAGGCUCCAACCCAUCAACCAGUGCUCAAAGCUUAAGACCUCGGAAUUCGUCCUUGUCAUUCCGCAAUGGAAAUGCCUCUUCGAGAAUGGGUUUGGUUUCGGAAUCAUCACGGUCCACUACCAAUGCAAGACCUCACCCUCGAAGAGGGCGGACGAAUGAGGAUGCGAAUACAAGUCCCAGAUCAAAGAGGGCUCCGAAGCCUCAACGGACUGAGCCCUCUGACCCCAAGAUGUCUGCUUCUCAAUCCAUGAUUGAUCUGGCUCCAUAUGUUGACAACGGUUCGCGAAGGCCUCUGUUUGGGGAAAUUUUGGCAAUGAGCUCUACCCUACCUGAUCCCGGCUAUGGCAUUGUUGCGACACGUCGAAGGAGAGGAUCUGAGGGAAGUAUGCAUAGCCCUAAUCCAAUGUUUCCCGAGGAACGAAAUCGUCAUGUUUCCGAAGGCUCGCCGUCGUCGCCUUCUGCUUGGUACUCAGGGGUCAUACCGACAUUGGAAGAGAUCAAAACGGAGAAGCAGAUACCCAUUCUUCUCACAAACGUGCAUCGACGGACAAGGAGUGACUUCACUGGCGUGCCAUCCGGACCACCAGCGUCUACAAUGUAUGGAAUUGAUCUUUCGCCAACACAAGAUCGACCGUCCUCUCCCAGCUCAAUUGGCACAUCGAAACGCAAUUCUCAAUCUCGAAUACCUAUCAGUACGCGACGUUUAAGUCCUACGUCCGAUUCUGGUAACUCUACCCCUUCUACGAGAAACAAUUCUGCAUUAGGUAGGACACAUAUGAAAUCUCCGACGAGGGUACUGGUCCCAGCCAAGAAGAACAAUCAGCGUCCGCGCAGUCCACAACGGCAACCAAGAUCAAACACUCCACAAAGAUCCCCCCUGCGCGGUGAUGUUGGUGCUCAACAUACUGCGACUAGCCCUCGGCUUACAGCCUACAUCUCAGCUCCGAUGCCGAAGAAGUCUCCUCCGCUGCGCAGCUCGAGACCUCGCCAACCAGUCUCAAGUGCGUCAACCACAGCUUCUCGUGCCCGCGCUGCUGAUCGAUAUUCGAGCACCGAAAAUGGUAGCCUAAGGAACACACGAGAGAGCCGGCCUCGCAAGCCGCCAGAACUUGGUGCUGUGGAUUUUGCGGCAAGGAGGAAGAAAAUCCAGCAGGCUUUCACUCAGACUGUCAAGGAGAAUGAGAGACAAGAGGUCGAGGCCGAGCAGCGGAGAAUGUCCAUGGCUCAGGAAGAUCAGCAGCUGGAAGCGUCACACACCGGCGAAGAAAUUGAGGGACUUGGACAUCAGCAUGAUCAUCCCGGGCCAGCUGUCGAUCCCGGCCAAGAAGGCCAGCAAGAGGUGGAGGAGGAAAAAUUUCAAACUCCAGCGGAGGAAUUGCCCAAGUCGGAGCGCGAAUUAACAAUAAAUACUGGCCCUCUGUCAGAACGGUCUGUCCUGGAUCUGAGCAUGGAGGAUUCGCCCACUCUAGGCACGUACGAUCGAUUCUCGUCAAAUCUCUGCCGGGUGCAAGAAGGAAACGGAACGCCUCCUUCCGAUGUCGAACCCUCUUCUGCUAUCACAGCAGGUACAUCCGAUUCAGUGGACACGUUCUUUGACGAUGAGCCUCAGGAGGAUUCGCAGAAUAGCUCCAGAAAUCCAUCGCAAGACCAUCAGACUUUGCUCGACCAGAUUAUGCACAUGCGAGACUCGAGUCCUAGUCCCGAAUCUCCUCGACGUCCUAGUGCGACAGAAGAAUCGAGUUCCGACAAAGAUGAUCGAGAAUCAAUACAGAUCAUGCUUGGUGACACUCCUGUCCUUGAUAAAGCGCCGUUCAAGAGGCAUCGCGACGAAAAGCUGAAGGAUGCACCUCAAGGUGAAGAGCCUGAAAGUCGGUGGAGCAUGAGUUCGUGGACUUCUUCUACAAGGUCAAGGGAUGACCGAGACACACCGAUGGAGCGAAUCGACGAACACAGUCCCUCGAAUCCUACACAACCCAACGAUCUAUCCACGUCCACUUCAACAAGCGAGCAGAUUCCGCAACAGGCAUGGUCUCCUGCAUCCUUCUCCUCACCUCGCACCGCUCGAACCACUUUGGAUAGUGAUGCUUAUAGCACAAUCAAUCGUGUCCUAGAUCAUUACCAUGACACUAAUGUUGUCAGUCCGGAGCUGAUGAAUGAUGUCCAACAACACAUCUUGACACAGUCUCCAGACCUUGCUCGUCAGGGGGUUGGGACCCGAAGAAGGUGA
This is a messenger RNA of Letharia columbiana, 2808 nucleotides long. RefSeq lists its product as uncharacterized. The record is from RefSeq and is a predicted model, not a curated record. Bases 1 to 2808 code for a protein of 935 amino acids. The transcript has a single exon. NCBI's taxonomy places the organism in Eukaryota, Fungi, Ascomycota, Lecanoromycetes, Lecanorales, Parmeliaceae.